CUCACGAGCCGUAAUGCCCGACCACACAUCGAAGAACCAGAAAGAGCAGUCCUUUAACAUCCUCCCGCACCCUGCUAAGACAAAUGACCCUGCGGACCUCAACCCGCCCCAGCCGGGUGGUGGCUUGAGGAGCGGCGGAGCGACGCAUGCCUUCCACGCUCGCGACCCUCACAUCCCUGCCCCUCAUAUUCGCGACAACAUGCCUGAGCCCAAGAGCCGCGAGGAGCUUCACGCACGCCAGGCCGAGCUGAACCGCAAGUAGACAGCCCGACCCUUUCGUCAAGGGACAGCUGUCCCCUGCUAUGUAUUCCUAGGCUAUACUGCGUUAAUUGUAUCAUGAACCGGUUCUAUCAUUAUGAGAAUCUUAUGCAGCUACGAUUCGGG
Messenger RNA from Schizophyllum commune H4-8, 384 nucleotides. RefSeq lists its product as uncharacterized. The coding region runs from base 14 to 262 and encodes 82 amino acids. Lineage: Eukaryota; Fungi; Basidiomycota; Agaricomycetes; Agaricales; Schizophyllaceae. The transcript has 3 exons. The record is from RefSeq and is a predicted model, not a curated record.